AUGACUUCACUUCUGACAGGUUCGGCAGUUCUCGUUGCAGGGGAAAAUAGGCGAGGAAACGACAACAAUGGGUUUGGUUACAGUUGUCUUAAGACGACAGGCUCCAGGAUGAAAAGCCUUUCAGUCAGUUACAACCGUGAACCACUUUUCUCACGUUUCUUCCACAAUGAUAGCAAUACCCUUGUAGAGAGAACACUGGACGGUGCGAGGAAUGAUGAAAAGAUAGUGAUCAUCAUAUCAAUGACUAGGCCCGCAUAUCACAAUCUGAGGGGCUGCGGAAGUAACGGUACAAGCGACCGUCUUGGACUGUGCGGUCCCGGACCUGAGGCGUCGGGACUUUGUAAUGAAGUAGACGCGGAGGUCCGUAGAUCCAUGACAUCAGCCCAGUUGAAGGGGUUGAAUUGCAUGCACCUGGACCCUAGCCGCUGGGCGAUGCUUUGUGUUUCCGACAGCGGCGGAAGAUGCAACCCCAGAACCACUCAGUUGUUGACCGGUAGUGGUCUUUCGGUUCAAGUUCCCAAAAAGGUCGAGUCACAAGAGUUGGAAAAUCAGUACCGAACUUGGUUUCUUGACCGACACCGCCGCUCAAGGGUCAGUGAAAGCAACCGAGCAGACAGUAGUAAGCACUGUAUUAUAAUGGUUGAAGGGUAUUGA
Molecule: messenger RNA, 654 nt
Organism: Fusarium venenatum
Lineage: Eukaryota; Fungi; Ascomycota; Sordariomycetes; Hypocreales; Nectriaceae
Source: RefSeq, a predicted model, not a curated record